CUCGGAGCGCAACCGACCUGACCAUAAACAACGAACAGGCCUCGGAAUACGACGUCUAUUUUCAAAAUGCAUAAAUCAUCUCUACUCCUUCUUUUCACGGUUUUUACUACAGGAGUAUGGAGUCAGAAGUGCUAUGUCUGCAAGGACCAAGAUGAAAACACUGGAAAGUGUGCAACAACAGUGCAAGAAUGCAGCUUUGGAGAAAAUUACUGUCUUUCAGAAAUUAAAUGGAGUAGUACACUCUUCUGGGAGAUUGGUGCUCCAAUGCAGUAUUAUAUCAGCAAGAAAUGUGCAACAGAGGAAGAAUGUGUGGCUACCAAAUCAAAAUAUAUGACAUAUUGUCAACGGAUCUGGUGGAGAGAUUGGAAAUGUGCUGAAUGCUGCAAAGGUGAUCGUUGCAAUUACUACAUCACGCUGGGUUCAUCUACAGUCUCAUCAAACAUUGCAUUGAUGUUGUUGGCAGGAACACUCACACUUUUGCUCCCAAUGUUCCACUGAUCAUGAUUCUGCCCUUUAAAGUGUUAAAGUGAUGUGUGUAGAAAAUGCAAUGAUAUUAUAUGUCAAGAUGUGGACAGUUCAUAUCAUUGUACAAGCAAAAGAUCAAGCUAAAGUUUAACUUUGCUUUUAUCAUGAAAAAAAUGUCUCAACAAUGCAUUGCAUUUUGCAGUGCAGAUGCUAUUUUAGAUUUUAAUGCACAGACCAGCUGAAGAACACUGAUAAGUGAUAUUGUGUUGAGGCCAAGAAAUUAUAAAUAUUUCAGUUUUGCUGUAAAGAAAGUAAUGAUUCUUGAAAGACAACAGAAAUAUUUAGUGUUUAUAACAUAUCACAGUGUUUUGCAACUGUGCUAGUGUCUAACAUUAUCUUAUGUUAUUAUUAUUUUAACUAUGAAUUUAGUUAUUGAAGUUAAAAGAAAAUAUUAAAUUAAGUAUAUAGUAAAUAUACUCCGUCCAUUUAUCUGUCCAGAAUUUUUAUGAAGUGAUUUUAAUAUUUUGUUAUAUUGUUGGGCCUUUUAGAUGGUUAAUAUAUUUUAGAAGAAUUCUUGUAAAAGCAGAUAUUGAGGCAACCCAGUUCAGAGGAUAGAUUAACCCCUUGGUGCCGGGUGACGCCGAUCGGCGUGUACACAAAGAGCUCAAAAGCUGGCGUGCAGCCGAACGAGCCGGCGGCGCGCCAAAGUGCGGCGAGCCAGUGAUUCGGGCUGAUGUCCCUUACUCAUGCGCUCAAAGUCGGCGCGCCGCCUUUGUUUGUUUAAGCGUAGAGUUUUUUUUUCUUUUGUACACCUGGCGCCAUUGGGUUAAAGCAAUGUGUUCGUAAGCUGUCAGAAUAAAACUUAAUUUUGAAUAUUGUACAAUUUUUAGUUGAGUGAAACAGUAAUUAUUUGUGUUAUUACUUUUUGAAAAGACUGAAAGUAAAGGACAUGAGACUAAGAUUUCUUUUGCCUGUCAUAGGCAAACUGUUCAGACAUUCCAAGGCAAGUAUACAAGAUGUUCCAUAAACAUCAUAUUUUUAUAAUAUUGCUAUAAAAUAUAUGUAUAUUCCGUCCAUUUAUCUCUGGAAUUUGUAUGAAGUUAUUUUCAUAUUUUGUUAUAUUGUGGUGGUCCCUUUAGAUUCUUAAUAUAUUUAGAAGAAGAAUUCCUGUAAAAGCAGAUAGUGAGGAAGCCCAGUUCAGGAGAAGGAUUCCAAUAAGAUGUUUUUAGGCUGCUAAAAUAAGACUUCAUUUUGUAUAUUGUACCAAGAUGGUGUGUGUGCACAAAUUUUAACCAAGGAAAAAGGUAAUUGAUUGUUAUUACUUUCUGAAGGAAGGUAAAUGACAUAGGAGAAAGAUUUCUUUUGCCUGUCAUAGGCUAACUGUUCAGACAUUCUGAGGCAAGAAUGCAAGGAUGUUGGCAUGAAUUUUUUUUUUUUUUUUUUUUUUCUUCUUCUUUCUUUCUUUUCUUUUUCUUUUCUCUUCUGCAAAUACAUUAGUUGCGCCAAAUGUCUAGGGGUAUUGAGGAAAAGGCCACAGGAGUAACAAAGGAUUCUGGGCAGUCAGCCAAUAACUGAGAAUAAACCUCAGUCUCCAGUCAGUUUUGUUAAAAAUUUGUUGGUCUUCACUUGCUGUUCUAUUGACUUGUGGUCUUUGUUUUUGUCAUUUUAUUUUAUUUUCACACUUAACUUCUACCAUGAAUUUGAUUCGAGAUAAAUAAUAACAAUUAUUGAA
Molecule: messenger RNA, 2197 nt
Organism: Penaeus indicus
Lineage: Eukaryota; Metazoa; Arthropoda; Malacostraca; Decapoda; Penaeidae
Exons: 4
Coding region: 67-498 (143 amino acids)
Source: RefSeq, a predicted model, not a curated record